Molecule: messenger RNA, 3287 nt
Organism: Sitophilus oryzae (rice weevil)
Lineage: Eukaryota; Metazoa; Arthropoda; Insecta; Coleoptera; Curculionidae
Gene: uex
Product: metal transporter CNNM4
Exons: 11
Coding region: 34-2877 (947 amino acids)
Biological process (GO): magnesium ion homeostasis; transport
Cellular component (GO): plasma membrane
Molecular function (GO): transmembrane transporter activity
Source: RefSeq, a predicted model, not a curated record
CUUUGUUUUCAAUUUAGUACAUUUUCGAAUAACAUGGCGAUAGCGUUAACUCGCCGCAUGAAAAAUGUAUCCUGCCUCUUGAUAUUUUUAGUUAUCAGCGUCCGUGCAACGGCUGAAGAGAAUUCCGACCCGGAAUUCUACCAUUUGGAACAGAAAUCGAUCUCGAACGCGACCGUGGACGAUGUGCCCCAAACCAACGUCGUUUUGGAGGUCCGCGGCAAGAAUAUCUACCCCAAAAUGCGGGUUAAAGUUACGCAAAUCAUGUCGCAAAGGAACGCGGGGUGCAAAGACGCGAAUUUCAAGUACAACGUCAGUGAGAUCAGUACGGACCAGAAAUGGGGACAGUUUAACUUGACCCUUCCGCAGGACGUGGUGGGAAGGUUGUAUUUUUGUUUACCCCAUCGCACCAAAGAACAACAACAUGGCAAUAUGAUAAAGCCGAGCAUUUUUAACAGUGAGGUGUUACAGUGGUUCCAUCAGGGACCCGAUAUCAGUGUACAGAUUGGGGAAGAGAGUGCCCAAAAAAUGAAAUCUCCAGCUUCUAGAUUCAUGGAGGGUAGAAACAGGCGGGAAGGCAACGGGUCCUUGCCCACCUCCAUUAGGAUCAGAGGUUUGCGUCUCGAAGCUACCGAAAAAGAAUCGGAAUUCGACGAGUCAGGAGUUCCAAUAGUUCUGGCAGACUCGCCCAGUACUUUCCGCCUGUUUGGUGAUGGUCUAGUCUACGACAUGACGGUGACAUUUACAUCAGAAAGCGGAAAUUACGGAGACCCUUGCUUCCUGCCGGUUAUCAAGGGCUUUGCCAUCGAAAACGACUCUUUAACUCCAACCAGCGGUGUUAUAAAACUGAGUCUGCCACCCCUACACAAUGCAGAGACGUUUUAUGUGUGUGUUAAGAGCGGCCCCCCUAAUUCAAUCAACCCUUUCGUACACCAAGGAUCGGAACCAUGGGUACAGAUCAAGACCUACGAGAAUAUGAUGCCGUUAUGGGCAUCCAUAGUGGUCAUCUUAGUCUGUAUAUCGUUUUCUUCGUUGUUUUCGGGUCUAAAUCUGGGUCUGAUGUCCCUGGACAAAACGGAAUUGAAGAUUCUCUGCAAUACCGGUACAAACAGAGAGCGUAAAUACGCCAGAGUAAUUCAGCCAGUGCGAGACCACGGCAACUACCUUUUGUGUUCGAUCCUGCUGGGCAACGUGCUGGUCAACUCUAUUUUCACCAUCAUAUUGGACGGCUUGACCUCGGGUCUGAUAGCCGUCAUUUUCUCCACUCUGGCCAUCGUCCUGUUUGGCGAAAUCUUUCCCCAGGCGGUGUGUUCGCGUCACGGGUUGGCCGUCGGUGCCAAAACCAUAUACAUCACCAAAACUGUCAUGCUGUUAACGUUUCCGCUGAGUUACACCACCGCCAAGCUGUUGGACUGGGUUUUGGGCGAAGAAAUCGGCAACGUUUACACUAGGGAACGUCUGAAAGAACUUGUUAGGGUAACAACAGGCGAUAAUGAUCUCGACAAGGACGAAGUCAACAUCAUCAGCGGAGCUUUAGAGCUACGUAGGAAGACUGUAGCUGAGGUUAUGACCAAAAUAGAGGACGUCUUCAUGUUGGACUAUGAAGCAGUGUUAGAUUUCGAGACCAUCACCGAAAUAAUGAAGAGCGGUUACUCUAGGAUCCCGGUCUACGAAGGAAACAGACAGAACAUUGUAACAAUGUUGUACAUCAAAGAUCUGGCGUUUGUCGAUCCUGACGAUAACACACCGUUAAAAACGUUGUGUCAGUUCUACCAAAACCCGUGCAACUUUGUGUUUGAGGAUGUUACAUUGGACGUUAUGUUCAAAAUCUUCAAGGAGGGUAACAAGGGACAUAUGGCUUUUGUUUCCAGAGUCAACACUGAGGGUGAGGGCGAUCCUUUCUACGAAACUAUCGGUAUAAUAACUCUGGAGGAUGUUAUUGAGGAGUUGAUUCAGUCUGAGAUUGUUGACGAGACAGAUGUUAUAACGGACAACAGGACUAAAAGAAGAAGAAAAAACGCCGAUACCAAGGAUUUCACCGUUUUCGCCGACAAAACCGAUAAAAAUAAGGUUAGGAUGAGUCCCCAGUUGACCUUGGCUGCCUACCAGUACCUCAGCACCAGUGUUGAACCGUUCCAAUCAAACGUCAUCUCCGAAACCAUCUUGAAGCGUUUAUUAAAACAAGACAUCGUGUAUCACAUCAGGAAGAACAAGGAGUGGAGAAGCGAUCCCGUCAACGUCAUCUACAGCCAGGGCAAGGCCGUCGAUUACUUCGUCAUUAUACUGGAAGGUCGCGUCGAGGUCACCGUCGGCAAGGAAAACUUGGUGUUCGAAGGAGGACCGUUCACUUACUUCGGUACCCAGGCUCUGGUACAGACGGUGGGAAUAGAGUCUCCCGCAGCGCCCUCCGGCAUGGGCAGUCUCGAAUCGCUCAACAUCGAUUCGAUGUUGCGCCACACGUUCAUACCGGACUACACUGUGCGAGCCUCAACCGAAGUCCUAUAUUUGAAGAUCAAACGCAGCCUGUACCUGGCCGCGAAACGGGCCACGCUCAUGGAGAAAUCGAAGAGAGACCAGAACGAGACCAAAGAACAAUUCGACGAGGAAAUUGACAAGCUGUUGCACGCCGUCGACGACGACGAAAUCAGUUCGGGCCGCAUCACACCCAGACGGAAAUCGUCUCGGAAUCUGCAGAACAAGAGCCAACAGGAACUGAUCAACCAGAUCGAGGCGCAGAGCCCCCUGAGGGGCCCGGCCAGUCCCCCCAAUCGCUUGAACGUGCUGCGGGACAUCAACGGCUCGCUGAAGAGCAGCCCGGUGGACGACGACCAGCUGCAGGACAGAGGUGAGGAGGUGUCGCUGUUGCCAAAAAAGUCAUAACACAACGAACAGGUCCUGUCGCAGGAGCAGGACCAUGACGGUUGUACUUAAAGAGGGAAUGCGGGGAACAGAAGGGCCGAGAGAAGUACCCCCAAAGUAAAAAAAAAUAGUUUUUUACUACUUUAAUGAUAUUUCUUAGUGAAUAAUAAUCAUAGAGAUAUAGAACUAGGGAGAAUGAGCAUAAAUGUGUGCAGAAAUUCUAAUCAUGACGGUCGGCAUGUUCGCGCUGUGGUCUACAGGGGGAGGUCAGAAAGUAAUAGUGAUUAUAUAAGUUUUCUGAGGGUUAUCUUUAUUAGGCUGUAUUCCGUUGCAAAACCAGGCGAACCAGACCGGUAAACUACGGUAAAGAGCGGUUCCUUGGUUUGAUAAAAUACUAUAAACGUCAAAUGUUGACGUUUUCUAAGUUUCAA